AUCGAUUUUCCGCGCCCGCUAUCUGGGUUGCUACUCGCCAUUUUAAUACCGUUCCUCGAGGGCCCAUCCGACUGAGGUGUCGUAAAAAAUCCGCUUUCCGCCCCCCGUUUUUAUUUCUUUUCCCCACUUAGUUCCCUUACUUUUGCCAAGUGCGCGAGUCGUGAGCCUGUGCAUCCUAUGCGAACGUGGCCGUUCGAACGAUGAAAGUGUUGCGAAAAUAGUAUCCGAUCAUGUCUUCCCCAAGACUCGCACUUUAAUACAGUUGGAAUAACCUUGGUGGAGCAAAGAUGGCGCCGCCAGUAACGCGGGAGGCUGAAGAGGACAUAACUACCGAGAGGGCAGUUAUCGAUGAAGACGGUCCGACAGUGCCUCCCCCUGCAGUUGCAAAUAAGAAAAAACUAAAAGAAAUCACUAAAACUAUCACGGAAAUAUUAACCACGACAGAGGCUGAGGAGGAAGAUGAAGAUUACACAGGAACAACGAGUGAAGAUUUCGACUAUUCAACGUCGACGGCACCACCUCCGACGAAAGGAAUGGUCAAAGGCAUGGUCGACGACGGCGAGAAAAUAGCGAAAUCCGUUGCGCAAGAGGUUGGCCUCCCAACAUGGGUAGUCGUUUCCAUUGCCAUAGCAAUAGGCUUACUUAUUCUCGGUAUAUGUGGAUGCUGCAUUCACCGAUGUUUCCGAAAAAGAAGAGCCAAAGACAAGAAAGGGAAAGGUGUGGUAGAUUUGAAAUCUGUGCAGUUACUAGGGUCAGCUUACAAAGAAAAGGUUCAACCGGAUAUGGAGGAACUGACGGAAAAUGCAGAGGAUAUAGCUGAAGAGGGUGAGAAGAAGGAAGAAAUUAAGCUUGGAAAACUACAGUUUAAACUGGAAUACGACUUCAACUCGAACAGUUUAGCAGUGACGGUGGUUCAAGCAGAGGACCUACCAGCCCUGGAUAUGGGUGGCACCUCAGAUCCUUAUGUUAAAGUUUAUCUAUUACCUGACAAAAAGAAGAAGUUCGAGACAAAAGUACAUAGAAAGACGUUACACCCCGUUUUUAAUGAAACUUUCGUAUUUAAGGGCGUGCCGUAUGCGGAUGCGAUGAACAAGACCCUGGUAUUCGCCAUAUUUGAUUUCGACAGGUUCUCAAAGCACGAUCAGAUCGGUGAGGUGAAGGUUCCGCUGUGUCAGGUGGAUCUGGCGCAGACGAUCGAAGAGUGGCGAGUGCUCCAGUCCGUCGAGGGAGAAGGUGGUCAGGAUAACAAGCUUGGAGAUAUUUGUUUCUCGCUACGAUACGUACCGACAGCUGGCAAACUCACUGUUGUUAUAUUAGAAGCUAAAAAUCUAAAGAAAAUGGAUGUCGGUGGUUUAUCAGAUCCGUACGUCAAGAUCGCUCUGAUGCAGAAUGGGAAACGGCUCAAGAAGAAGAAGACUAGCAUCAAAAAGUGCACAUUAAAUCCUUAUUACAACGAAUCGUUUACGUUUGAAGUUCCCUUCGAACAAAUUCAGAAAGUAAACUUGCAAGUAACUGUUGUGGAUUACGAUCGUAUUGGUACGUCAGAACCGAUUGGAAAGGUGGUGCUUGGAUACAAUGCCAGCGGAACUGAAUUGCGCCAUUGGUCAGACAUGUUGGCCUCUCCUCGACGUCCUAUUGCACAAUGGCACACGUUGAAGGACCCCGAAGACGACAAGAAGGAUUAAACAUAAAGUAAUUCACGGAGCUGAAUUUGAUCUCCUCCAAUCUGUCUUUCGUUUCAGAAACCAACAGAUUUUAUUAGCCUGUCAAUGCUUAUAUAGUCUUCUCCAUUAUACUAUUUGUCUGGCAUUCGUGUAAGCAUAACCUAACAAAUUUUAUUGGGGCUAUAUAUACUUAAAAUCGGUUUAUCUGAAUAAGAAAAUAAUUUUGUUGUUUGGGGUGGACAUUGAGUAUAUAAUACUCUUAAUUUUGUAUUUCGCCGGUGUUGUUGAGGAUUCAUUUCGUAAAGUAAUAUCAGGAGAAAAACAUUCAAAUGUGCAAGACUUCUAAAUCAUUAAGAAAUGAUACUGUACUCUAUCGUAUAGAUUCUAUAUUUUGUAAAUAAGAAUAUAUUUUCAAUUCUAUGAAAAAAAAAAAUCUUUAAACAUUCGUAGAUAAUUUGAUAUGAGAAACAGAGAAGUAUGAAGCAUAUUAUCUAAAACACACCUUGUUAUUCAUUUUGUAAUUAAAAGAUAAUAAUUUAAUUAUAUAUUUGAUCUUUUUUAUUAUUAAUUGAUGUAUCAGCAUAGUGACUCUUUCCUUUCUCAUUUCCUGACUGAAUAUAUCUAAAAUUCAAAGGCAAUUCUAAAAGACAAAACAACCCUGACCUAAUGUCAUAUUUUGAAUGAACUUUGAUUCAUUCAUUGAGAAGAACAUGGGACAAAAAUCUUAAAAAUAUAAGAGCGAGCAAGUGAUAAAAUACUUUAAAUUCAUGUUGAUAACUUUUUCGUUGUGUUUUCAUCAAUUGUUGUUUUUAAGUAUUUGAUUCUGGAUACUUAUUCGCUGUCUUAAUAGUGGUAUUCUGUGCCAUUUGAGGGAAUAGAUCCGUUAACACCCCUGCUGGGAAAAGGAUUAUUGAGUUUCAUGUAUGAGAGCGAGAUAAUCUUAACUUUUUUAUUUUAUUCAAAUAUAUAGGAAAAAUAAAGACAUCAAUCCUCAUACCUUAGCAUAUUUUCUUUGGAGUAUAUCAUUUACAACACCCGUAAGAUAAUUUCGCUCAGAAUUUUCUUCGUUGCGUAAAUUUUAGAUCGGUUUGAUCUAUUUUGAAGCGGCGUUAUUACAUUUUUUUAUCUUUGGACAUAAAAAUAUUGCAUAAGAUGUAAAAUUUUAACCAUGUCAGAAAUUAAUUCUGACUUUCAGUCAAAGAAACUUUUAAAGUAAAAGUGACCUAUCGAUUUUUGUCACUGUUUUCAUUUCACUAUUUAUCUAACGUUCUUUCGCAAAAUUUCCUCUGCAAUAAUCAGGAGGAAAACCAUGAAUAAUUUUACGAUUUGAAGCAAAGUAGUAUCCCUUUUUAUGACGAUUUAAAUUCCGGAUUUUGUUGAAAGAUAGAGAGGAGUUAUAAGGGUAGAGGUUUGAGUUUGAUACCGAUGGCUACGAUCCAAAAAUCAGUAUCUCUGACUAUAACGUUGCAAGUUUCUGCCUAUUUUUAAUCAUUUUUAAACAUAAAACUAACCGAUAAUUUUUCUUGAACUUUUUUCUGCAUUUUUUCCGUCAUACGAAAAUAUUGACAGAAAAUUUUAAGGAUCAAUUUCAGUCAGUUUCACCAAAAAAAAUCAGAGACACUGAGAUAUUUUUAAGCCUUGCAUUAGAGAUACGUAUUUUUGGACUUUAGUCAUCGAUAUGUCGCGGCUCUUCCUGCCGAGUAUUUUUCAGGUACAAAUUUGUGUUAUAAAUGUGCAUAUCAUUUAUAGGUAAAAGAAUUAGGGUAAUGAAUUAAGGAACAGUUGCUUACUAUGAAAAUGUUAUUUGAAGAGGAGGACGGAGGUUUUUGGGUGAGUGCUUGCUGGAAAAAUCUAGAAAGAGAACGAGACACCGGAAAAAGUUCAAAAUAUAAGUCACCUACGAGUAGCAGCCCAUUUUAUCUCUCUAUUUAACAAGGUACAAAAUUUUCAUUAAAAAAGUGGCUCCGUCAAUCUGUGCAUCAUACAUUCGGCAUUUAAAAAAAUGAACAGGCUUAGAUAAACUUAGGUCAUUACAUUAAUGACUUCAGUUUUGAAACACUAAUUUUUAAACGAUCAGUGGAGGCGAAGUCAUUUGUUUCAAAGAAUUCGUCCGUCUGAAGCAAAGCUAAAAUCUUACUUAACUCUGGGUCAAAUAAUUUUUUUUCACAGCGUAUUUUGACGCACAUUUUGAUGAGGCCACAAGUUUGAUGUAUCUUGUUGAAAUGGAUAUGCACACAUUUCUCUGAGAAUGUGACUCUAUUGAAACACGCGAGAAGGAAGUUAGUGUCCUUACAACUCACUACUAUCAAUACCUUUGAUCAUCCACGAAACUAUUUAUUUUUCUUUUAUAACAAAUCGUUAAAGCCUCUGUUAUGUAAAUGGUUUAUUAUCAUUAUUUGAGGCGUUGAGUUCCUCAAAGUAUAUUCCACUGCAGCAAUGCUCGAAACUAUGGCAAGGCAAAGAAAAGAAGUAUUCAUAAUUUGGUCAAAAUAUUUUACGUCCUCCAGCAUGGAAUGAUUCUUUAGUAGUGCUCAGUGAGUUCCUCUAUUCGGAGCUGACUGGUUUAUAAAUUCUCCCAAUAAUCUCAUUGUCGUUUUUGAAAGUUUUGUAAAAGCAAUAUAAAGUGUUGCCUGGUCUUGAAUUUGUACUAUAUGUAAACUGUUUUUGUUUGGUGACAAGGAAAAUGAGUUUAGGGAAACUUGUUAUCGAAAUAUAUUUAUUAUAGAGAAAAAUGUGACCUUUUCAUAUUUUACUGCCACAGUAGAUACAUUUCCGGUUGCAUUAAAGAAAAAUACUUAUCGUAACUCAGCGUCUCAUAUUGUUUUACUCUGUAAGUAUAUAUUUCUUUUUUACUGAUGUAAAAAUUUUAUCUAAUACGAAGUUAUGGACUAAUAAAACAGCAACUUAUAAUGUGUAUGUGUAUUGAAUAUAGUUAGGCUUCUGAGAAUAUUUUUGCGAUUAUUUUACUGAAUACCGCGAUGAGAAGUUCAGGCAAGUCUCUUUCCGAGCGAAUAAAAUCUCAGUGACAAGUUGCACAAAUGAAUUAUACCUUUUUAGCAUUUUCCAUAUGUACGUCCAAAGCUUUUAGGCUGCUGAUUCAAAAUUCUUUUGUCUUCUGUGCUCUAAUUAAACACGUAUUCCCAUCCGGUGUUAAGGUAUUCCUUUCACUUGGAUACAAAACCGAUCCAUUAUGGAUCGAUCGAACACAAGCAUAUUAUGGUGAAUUUGUUUCAUCAAGGACAUGUUUUAUGAAUUGCGUUUCAUGUGGACACGCACUGGCACCAUACCUACAUUGUUUACCUUAAAAUAAAAAUUGAGUAAAAGAAAUUACGUUUUGGGGUGAUUAAUUUUGGAAGAUUUUUUUUUUUUAAAUCCCGAAUAUCUGAAGAAACAAAAACAAAAAUUGCCAACUUAAAAAAAACCCAGAAAAAAACGCAGUACUUAGAACAGCAAAGAUGUAUACCUUUGAAUGUAUUAUGCAACAAUUAUCGCUACUUUUUGAUGGUAUAAGUCAUGAUCACUCGUAUGGAAUUUCUCAGACCGUAUAUUUCAUUGAAAGAACAAGCGUGUAUGAUUUUACUGUUUUUAUUCAUCCGACUAAACAAUGCUUCAUAUCUACUGUGUGACUUGCCACAAUAUAAUUGCCAGAACUGAACUCGCAGGUAACUAACGAUGCAAAAGUGAACCCUCAAUAUCCGUCUGUUUUCAUUCAUGUAAUCAAAAUUUCACUGAUGUAGAUGGUGCUUGUCUGUAAAAAAAGAAAAUUAAUAAAAAUAAAAAAUUCAUUCUUACCCUCGCCGCACACUAGUCUAACUAAGAAGGAAUUGUACCUGUCAUGAACUGAUUGGAAUCAUCGUUCUACUCGGCCGCUGACAAGAGUCUAUUUUAAUUAGCCUAAAUCGCCGUGGCUACAUUAAGAAUUCGAUAACAGUAGGCCGAAUGGUUUGAGUAGAGCAUAGGAGUUGCUUUAAUCAGGGAAAGGAACCAAUUCUUCAGUAGUGUACGACACCAAUUUUACUCGCACGAGUAAAUGCGAGUUUAUCUAGAAUUGUAUUGUAUCAUAAUUUUUGGCUUUUAUGUUACUCAGUUACUAUAUUUUUCUGUGAGUUUUGAUUCAAUUUAGUAGAACCUACCAUCAUGACGAUCGACUGAAGUUCCAAUUGCAUUGAAGAGAACUGAGGAAUGGGCACACAAUUUCAUCCUUCCUUUCUUUCUUUUUUUAAUGAAUCACAAUUAUUUUCUUCCUCUUCUUUUUCAAGAAAGUGUCCCUAUUUUGGUUUUUAAUGUGAAUGUGUAGCUGGUACUUGCCUAUUCAUGAUCUUUCAGGAGAUAAAACCUUAGUUACAUGAGCAACCGUGGAUAACCGCUCCUUGCUUAAUGACGUCCACUUGGACGUCAUUAAGCAAGGCGCAGAGCGUCUCGAGAGAUUGGGCCGCAAAGCGGUCAAAGGGCGUACCCCGUAGUUUUACAAUGUACCCAGCUCUUAUAAAAUAAACAGUAAAAAUAAGAAAGAAAAAAAAAAUGAAUUAAAAUAAAUCGUUAACUGUUCCUCAUUGCUAUCGUGAAAUACAAAUCAAAUAAGAUCUGAAAAAUCAUUUACCAAAACCUACUGAGUCGACCCUCACCAAUUUCAAAGUUAGAAGUAGCAUCGAUCUGGUACAAGGAGAAAAAUUCGUAAUAAUUAUCAGAGGAACCCCGUUUUUCUGGUCUAAUUUUUCUAAAAAUCAAAAAAAGUUUCUUAUCAUGCCAAGCACUUGAAAUCUUACAGUGAUAUUAAAAAUUGUCUUGCCAUCAUGAAAUCGUUUGAUAAUUUUAUGUUUCAUUUCACAAAUUCUUUAUGACAAAAACAUUUUUCUGUGAUCGAGUUAACUUUUCUUCGUGUUCUGAUGAGAUGGAAUUUAAAUGGAGCUCUAUCGCUCAUUUUCUGUGCCUUUUUUGCAAAAAUUGCAUCCGCAGAAAAAAUAAAAAAGCCCAAUCCGAUGGCAUAUGUAUGGCAUAUAUGUUUUCGAACAAUUUGUUUCGGGUGUGCUCGUUGUACGUUUAUUUGAAUUGAUUGAAAUGAUUUGAUUGAAAUGAUUUGAAUUGAACGUGUAUUUGAAUGAACUGACAGCCUUCAACGUAAUUUUUGCUAUUUACGAAACCGGGGGCAAUUUUCUUGAAAUAAAGACAUUGUUGAGGGAAAAUGUCACAGUUAAAAUGUUCUCAUUAAAACAGAAAUAACCAUGAUCCUUUUCAAUUUCGGUUCUCUCGUUGAGUUUCUAACAGAAGAAAAUCAGCCUAAGCAGGUCGGUGUAGGUAUUUUUCUUUUUCAUUCUCCUUCCUUUUAAUUUUUUUCUUUUUGCAUAACUUUGUAUAAUGUUUGUCACCAUUUUGUAUUACUUACCUACAUAAGUUUGUUUUGAUAUUAGAUUACAAUGCAAAAGGCUCAUUCCCUGCAAAAACCAUUUUGUCGUCAUCUAAUAAUCAUGAUACAUAUGUGUGAUUCUUUUUUUUACACAUUUCUCUGUAUUUGUUUCUUAUUAUUAUCAUUUACGAUCGUUUGUAAGAAUAAAAGACCGCCUAAAUAAUAUUAUACCUGAAUAUGUCUGAUUUCAGCUUAUUUAAAACAUGUUCAAUCUCUUGGA
Bemisia tabaci is the source of this 7288-nucleotide messenger RNA. RefSeq names its product Synaptotagmin 1 (gene Syt1). The record is from RefSeq and is a predicted model, not a curated record. Gene Ontology annotation, molecular function: clathrin binding; phosphatidylserine binding; calcium ion binding. Lineage: Eukaryota; Metazoa; Arthropoda; Insecta; Hemiptera; Aleyrodidae. Gene Ontology annotation, cellular component: synaptic vesicle membrane; axon; exocytic vesicle. Gene Ontology annotation, biological process: calcium ion-regulated exocytosis of neurotransmitter; synaptic vesicle endocytosis.